Messenger RNA from Closterium sp. Naga37s-1, 789 nucleotides. The record is from the annotation of a GenBank genome assembly. NCBI's taxonomy places the organism in Eukaryota, Viridiplantae, Streptophyta, Zygnematophyceae, Desmidiales, Closteriaceae.
AUGCGUGAUGCGGGCGAGGUCGAGGUGGCACAAGACGUGCACAUCGCCCCUGAGGUGGAGGAGUGGGUGAACCCGCUGUUUGCCACAGCCGCGGAGGAUGAGGAGGCGGCGAAGGCAGCGGAUGCUGAGGAUGCCGGGGACCUGCAGGAGGAGGAGGAGGAGGAGGAGGAGGAGGAGGAGGAGGAGGAGGAGGAGGAGGAGGAGGAGGAGGAGGAGGAGGAGGAGGAGGAUGAGGAUGAAGAGGAGCGGGUGUUCGUUCAGUCCAGCCUUUACGAGCGUCUAGAAAGGGGUGACAUCGCGCCUUACCAGCUGGUAGGCGACGCCGCCUACCCUCUCCGCAGCUAUUGCCUCACCCCCUUGCACGCUCCUACUGGCCGCCUCAUGCUCGAGUGGGAGCAAACUUUCAACUACUGCCAGUCUGCCACUCGCAUGUCGGUGGAGCGCACCAUCGGGCAGUUCAAGGGGCGUUACCGCCUCUUUGCCGGACGUCACGACUGUGCCUUAUGGCGCGUCCUUGCCGGGGCCAGUUGCGUGGUGAUACUGCACAACAUGGGGGUGAAGAUGGCGGGGUCACGGAUGAAAGAUCCGAACCACAAAUGGCAAGCUACUUCGAUCAAUCGUGACCCGUGGUGGACGAGAGGUGACCUAGCGCAGUACAAUUGGAACGCGGACUUGGCGGUCACGAAGACCGAUCUUAAAGAACGACGCAAGAGGUUUGGGGAGGCGCUUCAUGACGCUUACCUUAAGCGUCGUCGUCAGUCCAACGCCAUUCCUCCAUACUGUCACUAA